AGUGCGCACCGACACCGACACGCACGGCAGCUGUGUUCCUCCGCUGUGAUUGGACGGAGGGCGGUGAUUCCUUCUGUCACGAUUUGGGUCGCUCCCACCGGAGGACACCGACCGUCUGAGUCCAGCCUUUACCGGGGUGCCGAGCAGAGGAGACACCGGGAGGAAGCGGGGGGCUUUUUCUUCUCAGGGGCUGCGCUGACAACUCGUCCUUCCUGUCGGUGCCGGUGAGGAAGGAGAAGGUGGGAGAAGGUAGAGAAGGGGGGAGACCGUCAGUGCUGGAGCGACCAGCCGCCUUUUUUCUUCUGUCAGGGCUGCGGUAAAAGUCGUCCACGAUGCCGGUGUUUCACACCAAGACCAUCGAGAGUAUCCUGGAGCCGGUGGCCCAGCAGAUCUCCCACCUGGUCAUCAUGCACGAGGAGGGGGAGGUGGACGGUAAAGCCAUCCCGGAUCUGACGGUGCCGGUGGCGGCGGUGCAGGCGGCAGUCAGCAACCUUGUGCGGGUGGGGAAAGAAACAGUUCAAACCACAGAGGACCAGUUGAUGAAGAGAGACAUGCCUCCUGCAUUCAUUAAGGUGGAGAACUCGUGUUCUAAGCUCGUCCAGGCGGCUCAGAUGCUGAAGGCAGAUCCGUACUCUGUUCCUGCACGAGAUUACCUGAUUGAUGGAUCCAGAGGGAUACUGUCUGGAACGUCCGACCUGCUCCUCACCUUCGAUGAGGCCGAGGUGCGUAAGAUAAUCCGUGUGUGUAAAGGAAUCCUCGAGUAUCUGUCGGUAGCUGAAGUGGUGGAAACCAUGGAGGACCUCAUCACUUACACCAAGAACCUCGGACCAGGUAUGACCAAAAUGUCAAAGAUGAUUGAGGAGAGGCAGCAGGAGCUGACGCACCAAGAGCACAGACAGAUGCUCCUCAGCUCCAUGAACACCAUCAAAGAGCUGCUGCCAGUACUUAUCUCAGCUAUAAAGAUUUUUGUCGCCACCAAAAGCAGUCGAGGUGCCGGUGUCGAAGAGGCAGAGAGGAACCGAAAGUUUACCUUUGAAAAGAUGAGCGCUGAAAUCAACGAGAUUAUAAGAGUCUUACAGCUCACCACGUGGGAUGAAGACGCCUGGGCCAAUAAGGAUAUGGAGGCUUUGAAGAGAUCUCUGGCUUUGAUUGAGUCAAAGAUGGCACAAGCUAAAAGCUGGCUCAGAGACCCUCAUGGACAACCAGGAGACCCUGGUGAGGUGGCGCUGCGAGUGAUAAUGGAUGAAGCUGGUAAGGUGGGGGAGUUGUGUGCUGGGAGGGAGAGGAAAGACAUACUGGCAACCACCAAGGCUCUGGGCCAAAUGACUGACCAGAUCGCAGAUCUACGAGUCAGAGGCCAGGGCCCGACCCCAGGCUGUGUGCAGCGAGCAGGCCAGUGCUCACAGGGCUUAGACUUGUUAUUUGGCAAAGUGGACAGUGCUGCCCGCAGACUGGAGGCUCUAAUCAAUGCCAAGCAGGCCAUCGCCAGGAGGCUGGAUGCUGCACAGGCCUGGCUGGCUGACCCUAAUGGUGGUCCUGAAGGGGAGGAGAACAUCAGAGCGCUACUAGCAGAGGCCAAACGCAUUGCCGAUCUGUGCGAAGACCCCAAAGAGAGGGAUGACAUCCUGCGCUCCAUAAGUGAGAUUGCAGGACUCACCGCCAGGCUGAUGGAGCUCCGCAGACAGGGUAAAGGUGAUACACCAGAGGCCCGUGCGUUGGCGAAGCAGAUUGGAGCAGCACUGCUGACCCUGCAGUCUAAAACCAACCGGGCCGUGGCCAACAUGAGACCAGCCAAGCCCGCCGUCACCUUGGAGGGCAAGAUGGAGCAGGCCCUCCGCUGGGUGAACAACCCCGGAGUGGACGACAGAGGAGUGGAGUGUGAGAUGCUACAGUGGAACACAGGUCAGGCAGCAAUCAGAGGAAUGGUUGGGGAAGGAAGGCGGCUGGCAGGAGGCCUGUUAGGCCCAUAUCGACAGGAUAUGGUCGGGCGCUGCGACCGAACAGAGGGUCUAAUGGCAUCGUUGGCAGACAUGGCCGGCAGGGGUGAGGCUGAAGCUCCUCAUGCACGAGCUACAGCUGCACAACUGCAGGACUCACUGAAGGACCUGAGGCAGCACAUGCAGGAGGUGAUGACCCAGGAGGUAUCUGAUGUUUUCAGUGACACCACCACUCCCAUUAAACUGCUGGCCGUGGCUGCAACUGCCCCUCCUGAUACCCCCAACAGACAGGAGGUUUUCGAAGAGCGUGCAGGAAACUUUGAGACCCAUGCAGGUCGGCUGGGGGCGACCGCUGAGAAGGCUGCUGCUGUGGGAACAGCUAAUAAGAGUACAGUAGAGGGGAUACAUGCAGCUGUGAAACAUGCCAGAGAGCUCACGCCACAGGUGACCUCUGCUGCUCGGAUCUUGCUGAAGAAUCCUGGUAACAAAGCAGCAUAUGAGCACUUUGACACCAUGAAGAACCAGUGGAUUGACAACGUGGAGAGACUCACUGGUCUGGUGGACGAGGCCAUCGACACCAAAUCUCUGUUAGACGCUUCUGAGGAGGCUAUAAAGAAAGACAUAGACAAGUGCCGAGUUGCCAUGGCAAAUGUUCAGCCACAAAUGCUUGUUGCCGGGGCAACAAGCAUAGCCAGACGAGCUAAUCGGGUCCUGUUGGUGGCUAAAAGGGAAGUCGAGAACUCUGAAGACCCGCGGUUCAGAGACACUGUGAAACACGCCUCAGACAUCCUCUCACACACCAUCUCACCCAUGGUGAUGGAUGCCAAGGCCGUGGCUGGGAACAUACAAGAUAAAGCUCUGCAGAAAGCUUAUUUGGACUCAUGUCUGAGGAUCUUGGCUGCAGUCGGAAAAGUUCGAGAAGCCUUCCAACCUCAAGAGCCCGACUUCCCUCCUCCACCGCCUGACCUGGACCAGCUCCACGUUAGUGAUGAACAAGCGCCACCUAAGCCUCCUUUGCCAGAGGGCGAGGUGCCUCCGCCUCGGCCUCCUCCUCCAGAGGAAAAGGACGAGGAGUUCCCGGAGCAGAAGGCUGGAGAGGUGCUGAGCGAGCCCAUGAUGGUGGCAGCCAGGCAGCUGCACGAUGAGGCACGCAAAUGGUCGAGCAAGCCUGAGGAUGAGGAGGCAGUAGAGGAGAGGGAGGUAGAUGAUGAAGAUGAGUUUACUGAUGGUGAGGAUGACUAUGAGCCAGAGCUGCUGCUGAUGCCCUCCAACCAGCCUGUCAAUCAACCCAUUCUGGCAGCUGCCCAGUCUCUCCACCAGGAGGCGCGCAAGUGGUCCAGCAAGGGCAACGACAUCAUUGCAGCAGCCAAGCGGAUGGCUCUGCUGAUGGCAGAAAUGUCUCGACUGGUGCGCGGCGGAAGCGGGAACAAACGGGCGCUGAUCCAGUGUGCUAAGGACAUUGCCAAGGCAUCAGAUGAGGUGACGAGACUGGCUAAAGAGGUGGCCAAGCAGUGCACCGACAGACGCAUCAGAACGAACCUGCUGCAGGUUUGUGAGCGAAUCCCAACCAUCAGCACUCAGCUGAAGAUCCUGUCUACUGUCAAAGCCACCAUGCUGGGACGAACAAACAUCAGUGAAGAGGAGUCAGAGCAGGCCACAGAGAUGUUGGUCCACAACGCCCAGAAUCUGAUGCAGUCCGUGAAGGAGACGGUGAGAGAAGCAGAAGCAGCUUCCAUCAAGAUCCGCACAGACGCAGGAUUCACCCUCCGCUGGGUGCGCAAGACCCCCUGGUACCAAUAAACAUACCUGCUCACUGCAACACUCUUAACUUUGCAUAGAUAGCACAAGCCUUGAGUAUAAGUAGCGAUGUGCCGACUCACCAUGAGCGAGCAUGUGCACCUCAAGAGGAAACUGCAGGAUUUUUGAGCCAUUCUCCACUGCAGUUUGGGUGUGUGCGUCAGGAAUCUUUACAUUUGGUACCAUGCAGGUUUCAUUUAUUGGAGUGAGUUCAGCUUUGCUCUCCAGUUUCUUUAAUCUGUAACUGUGGAGUCACGCAGGCUUAUGGGAGACAGUUUUUAAUAUAUAUUUUUGGUAUGUUGUGUUACGAGACUUUAUCCAAAUCCCAGGUAUAUAUUUUUUGCAUGAAAAUUUUUUCUAUUUUCUAAAGGCAAAUUAUGACAUUAAGGUACUUAGCUCCUAGAGGACGUUUACUUUGCAUUCAGUUUUUUUCAGUGAGAGUUUCUUAUUGUCUAAUGUACAUACAAUAAUGAUUUGUUUUAUGGACAAUACUCAGCUAUGGGGUUUAACACUAAAGUGUGGAGUCUUGCAUGAGCUGAUGAGCUCUCCUCUCUUCAUGUUUACUUGUAGUAAUAACGCUGUUCUUAACUAAAGAUCUACAAAUUCAAAGGUGACACAUCAUCACUGCUGUCCAGUGAUGUUUAUACUUGAACAACUAGAAGGUCUUCUGGAUUAAAGCGUUAUAGAUACAGAUGACACAGUUUUAAAUGCAAUUGUAUAAUUUGGAAAAAAAAAAGUGUAUGGUGUCAAUCGCAAAGCUGUAUUUUGUUGAUUGAGGAAGACGUUUAGAUGAGAUGUUUUUAAUGUGUGUUUUGAGUUUUUAUGUUUUCAUUUUAUUUAACUUUCACAGUGAACAAAACCAAAGGAUUUAUUUUACUGUAAGCUUCAUAAUGUUCUUAACACUAAAAAUCCAGGUUAUUACAAACAACAGUACAGAUCAUUUUCUUUAGAGACCCUGGAAUACUUUUUGAGGUCUGUUGUUUUUUAGCAAAAAAAAAGUUGUGAAUGUUUCCCUCUGCUUUGCAUCUUUUUUUUUUCUUUUUUUUUAAAUCUACUUGUAGUUUUUUGUUUUUUUUGUGUCUGCACUCUGCGUAACAGUUGAACUGUUUGGGAUUUUUUAAAAGUUAUCAAAGCCAAUGGUUUUACAGCCUUCCAUCAUCUGGUUUUUAGACUUUUCUCUACUUGUGAGCUCAGUAGUCCCACUUUGAUGCUCGAAAGCAUCACUUUAACCCAUAAGAAUCCACGGUGACACCGGUGUAACAAGCACUUUGAGUGCCCCAGUCUCUUCCUUGUAAAGCUUUAUGUCUGACCUUAACUCAUUAAGUCCUUUAAGGAAAAAUGGGUCUGGGUUCUUAUGGGUAAAACCAUUUUUUAGAUGACCCCGGUGGUUUGAGAACAAAAACUAGCUUUUUGUGUGUGAUAUCAGGUGUUGAUGCCAGCCUCACAGUCUGGAUAUUUUCAGGUUUAAAUCCAAAAAAUAAGUGUUUCAUUCUGGGAUUAAAGGAAUAAAGAAUUCUCUAUAUUACAAGUAACCAGAUCAGUGAAUGCAUAUUUUCAUUCAUUCAUUUUUUAUUUAUAAAGGCUGACUAAAGUUAAAUGUUAAAUGAAGAUUCCGUAUGUGUGUGUCUGUGUGAAGUAUUCACUUGAACAGUAUUAGUGAGUCGUCCCCAUGAUGACCGGGGACUGAGCGCUGAAUAGCAGCACAGAAUGUUAAUUAACUGCAUUUUCAUUUUUAUUUGGGCCUACUGAGCAUGUAGCAGUCACUGACCCCUCACUGAGAGCGACAGGGUGUAGAUCUGUGUGUACUUGAUGUGUUCAUUCACACCCUGAAUGUAUUCUGAUAGCUUCUAGCCCUGCCAACACAUCUGCUGUGCCUUGGAAGAAUAAAAGAUUAUAAAGAUGA
Acanthochromis polyacanthus (spiny chromis) is the source of this 5637-nucleotide messenger RNA. Its product is annotated as vinculin-like. Lineage: Eukaryota; Metazoa; Chordata; Actinopteri; Pomacentridae. Gene Ontology annotation, cellular component: actin cytoskeleton. The record is from RefSeq and is a predicted model, not a curated record. Bases 333 to 3737 code for a protein of 1134 amino acids. The transcript has 23 exons. Gene Ontology annotation, molecular function: actin filament binding; structural molecule activity. Gene Ontology annotation, biological process: cell adhesion.